This is a messenger RNA of Lontra canadensis (Northern American river otter), 2755 nucleotides long. RefSeq names its product GRIP and coiled-coil domain containing 1 (gene GCC1). The transcript is spliced from 2 exons. The coding region runs from base 326 to 2653 and encodes 775 amino acids. Gene Ontology annotation, cellular component: Golgi apparatus. The record is from RefSeq and is a predicted model, not a curated record. NCBI's taxonomy places the organism in Eukaryota, Metazoa, Chordata, Mammalia, Carnivora, Mustelidae.
UAAGCCCGUGGCCGACCGUGGGCCGAGGGCCGGCGGGGACUGCGGUGGCCCGGGCGAGUGCGAAGCAGUUUCUGGGGCAGUACAGGCGAUUCCUGGCCGUGUGCUUCUCUUGUGGCGGUGUCGCCCCGCCUCUAGGAUAGGACUGGCCGCGGCUCUCGGUGCCUAGGACCCGGCGGGCGCUUCUGCAGGCUGCCCCGUGUCCGGCAUCCGGUCCCCGACAGCUUGGAGGAGCGCCUUUGGGAACAGUUAUCUCCCCGUCGUUCACUGCUCCCGCCAAGGUCUUCGCGACCCUCUUCUGGUCGAAGUCGAACAACCCGUUCUGACCAUGGAGAAGUUUGGCAUGAAUUUCGGGGGCGGGCCGAGCAAGAAGGACCUGCUGGAGACCAUUGAGACUCAGAAGAAGCAGCUCCUCCAGUACCAGGCACGUCUUAAGGAUGUGGUCCGCGCCUAUAAAAGCCUCUUGAAAGAGAAGGAGGCUCUAGAGGCCAGCAUUAAGGUGCUGUCGGUAUCCCACGAGGCGGAUGUCAGCCUCACAGGUGUCCAGCCUCCAGGCCUCUCUUUUCCUGACUCUGUGGAUGACCGAUGUUCCAGUCACAGCGAGGAUAGCACUGGGACUGCCACCAGCUUGGAUACUGCGGCAAGUCUCACCAGCACCAAGGGUGAAUUUGGAGUAGAGGAUGACAGGCCGGCUCGUGGACUCCCACCUCCAAAGUCCGAAGAAGCCAGCGGGUCCGAGAGUGGCAUUAGCAGUAGCAGUGGGGAUGGACCAUCUGGGGGUGGGGAAGUGGACAAACGACUGCACCAGCUGAAGACUCAGUUGGCUACUUUGACCAGCUCUUUGGCUACAGUCACGCAGGAGAAGUCUCGCAUGGAAGCUUCUUACCUGGCUGACAAGAAGAAGAUGAAACAGGACUUAGAAGAUACCAGUAAAAAGGCAGAGGAGGAGCGGGGCCGUCUGGAGGGAGAAUUGAAGGGGCUGCAGGAGCAGAUAGCAGAAACCAAAGCCCGACUUAUCACCCAGCAGCAUGAUCGGGCUCAAGAGCAGAGUGACCAUGCCUUGAUGCUUCGUGAGCUCCAGAAACUGCUGCAGGAGGAGAGGACCCAGCGCCAGGACUUGGAGCUUCGGCUGGAAGAGACCAGAGAAGCCCUGGCAGGACGCGCUUAUGCAGCUGGUCAGAUGGAAGGGUUUGAGCUGCAGACCAAGCAGCUGACCCGUGAGGUGGAGGACUUGAAAGGUGAGCUGCAGGCUCUUCGGGAUGAGAAGAAUCGGCCUGACCCUCGGCUGCGGGAGCUUCAGGAAGAGGCUGCCUGCCUGAAGAGCCAUUUCCAGGCUCAGCUGCAGCAGGAAAUGAGGAAGACAGCCCUUGCAGAGGAUCAGCUACGCCAGCAAUCCCAGGUGGAAGAGCAGAGGGUGGCGGCCCUGGAGAAUCAAAUCUCUGAGGUGUCCGAGCUGCUGGGCACCUAUGAGAAAGCCAAGCAGAAGGACCAGCUGGCUAUCCAGAAGCUAAAGGAGCGCAUCCUGCAGCUGGACCUGGAGAACAAGACGCUGGCGCUUGCCGCCUCCAGCCGCUCCCCGCUGGACAGCCAUGGCGAGGAGUCCAGUCUGGAUGUCAAUGUCCUGAAGGAUAAGAUGGAGCAGCUGAAGAGGCUGCUGCAGGUGGCGGCCAGGAAAAGCCAGGUAACCCUGGACGUGGAGAAGCUCUGUGACCUGGAGAUAAUGGCUGGCUCGGAGGCCGCUGAUGGGGAGAAGGCUUCGGCGCUCUACUACCAACAGGAGCUGAAGCAGCUGAAGGAGGAGUUCGAGAGGUACAAGAUGAGGGCCCAGGUGGUCCUCAAGAGCAAGAACACCAAGGAUGGCAAUCUGGCCAAGGAGCUGGAGGAGGCCCAGGAGCAGCUCGCCGAGCUGAAGGAGAAGUACAUCUCCCUGCGGCUGUCCUGCGAGGAGCUCGAGCGCCAGCACGGGCAGGAGGCCGAGCACUGGAAGCAGGAGCUGGCCCGGCUGCAACACGCGCACCGCCAGGAGCUGGAGCAGAGCCAGCUGGACUUCAGGGAGCGUGCGCUGCGCCUAGAAGAGGAGCUGCACAAGCAGCGGGACCGGGCCCUGGCUGUGCUGGCCGAGAAGGACUUGGAGCUGGAGCAGCUGCGCUCCGUGGCCUUGUCCUCCGGGCUGCCGGGUCGCAGGAGCCCAGUGGGCGGCGGGGGGCCCGGGGACCCGGCCGACACGUCGGCCCCGGACAGCCUGACCCAGGCGCUGCAGCUGGCCGCGGCCAACGAGCCCACGUUCUUCCUGUACGCUGAGCAGCUGGCCCGCAAGGAGGUGGAGAUCGCGUCGCUGCGCAAGCAGAAACACAGGGUGGAGGGGGAGGUUCGGCAGCUGCAGGACCGGCUGCUGGAGGAGGGGGAGCGGCACCGAGAGCAGGUAGCCGCCCUGCAGAGCCACAUUGAGAAGAACAUCAGGGAUCAGAGUAGGGAGGGAGCCAACCUGGAGUACCUCAAAAACAUCAUCUACCGCUUCCUGACCUUGUCUGACAGCCUGGGCCGCCAGCAGACCCUCACGGCCAUCCUGACCAUCUUGCAUUUCAGUCCCGAGGAGAAGCAAGCCAUCACGCGCCUCCCAACCGGUGGUGGCUGGUGGCCUUCUGGCAAGAGAUGAAUGCCCUUUUCGAGGACUCUCGAAAUCUCUGUGCCUCUGGUGUGGGAAGGGACAGCCUGGUUUCUGCUGCCCCUUCUCUUAACAUUAUAAUUUUUUUCUUCA